AUGCCAAUUGAUUAUUCUAAAUGGGAUAAGAUUGAACUUUCCGAUGAUUCAGAUAUUGAAGUUCAUCCAAAUGUUGAUAAAGCAUCAUUCAUUAGAUGGAAACAACAAGAUAUUCAUGAAAAACGUCAUCAAAGAAAUAUUGAAAUUAAAUCUAUAUUGAUUCAAUUGACAAUGUAUGCUAAAUUGAAUGAAAGAGUUGAUUACUUGCUAAACAACUUAACUGCUAAUGAAUUAUUAGAUUCUAAAAUUGUUUUAAAUAAAUUAAAUGAACAAUUUGAUAAAUUUGAAAAAUUUAAUUAUGAAAAAUUAAAGAAUGAAAAAGGAGAUCUGUUAAGAAAAGGGUUAAAAGAUUUACAAUUUGAUAGUGAAGAAGUUGAGAAUACUCCUUGUUAUAAUGAAAUGAUUGAAGAUUUAUUCAUCCAAAUCAAAGAUGAUCACCCUCAAGCUAAAUCUGAUGGUAAUAAAUUGAUUGAAUAUCUCAGGGAACAUAGAAAUAAAAUUGAUGAUGUAUUAUCUAAACAAACUAUAAAAUUAGAUGAGUUAUUAUAUCAGAAAUCAAUGUUGAUUAGUAGUGAAGAUAUUCAUACUGGAUUUGAUAGAUCGUUCUUAAAUAAGAAAGAUGAUAUUGAAGAACAACCACCAGUUCCAGUUGCACCCCCUAGUACAUCAACAAAGAAAACAGUAACAACCACAGAAACCAUCAAUGCUCCAUCAACCACAACUCCCCAGAAACCCAAAUCAGAUCAAGAAAUGCUUGAAGAAUUAGAACUCUUGCCAGCCACAGAAACCUUCUCAAAAAUCCCAUACACUGAGAUCACCGAAUCCGCCGAUUAUCUUAUUAAACACCCUUAUAUCUGUACUGAACAGCAAAAAGAUGCAUUAAUAAUGACAGCAUUCGAUGCUCAAUUAGAAUCCAAUUCAAGUCUUUGCAAGCAAAUCAUUCACCAAUCCUUAUUAUUACAAUAUAUUUCACAAUUAGCCGGUGCAGAACAUCCAACUACUGACCAAACCAUUCGUGCCGUUAAAUUAUUUUGUUCAAAAGUAGCCGAAAUGGGAAGUCCCGCCCGUCAAGGAUUUUUACAAGAUGUAGAGAAUACUUUCAAACAUAUUGAAAGUAGAUGUCAAGUAAUCAUAGCCGAACAAGCAGCCAAUGCACAAGAGGAAGGAAAUGGACAAGAAGAAUUGAUUCAAUUACGAGCAUUGGAUGAAAAUACUCAAUUGUCUGUCAAUAUUCCGAAAGAAGGUACUACUGAAUAUGAGAUUUUUAAAACUAAAUUACCAAAAGAAUUUCAGGAAGCUGUCAAGUCACAAUCUUUGGAUGAGGUAAAUAAGCAAUUUGCUAAAUUGAAAGUUGAAGAUGCUGAACAGAUUUUGGAAGUUUUUAAUGAAUGUGGUGUGAUUGGAAUUUCGGGAUAUUUGGAAGAUGAACAACUUAAACUUCUUAACUUUUUCCUUAUAUUAUCACUUGUUGUUUUAGUUGUUGUUCCGGAUCAACUGCAAGUACAGGAGCAACAACAACAAGAAAGUCAGAUCCCAUCUACUGAUAUCGUAGACUAA
Messenger RNA from Hemisphaericaspora subhashii, 1557 nucleotides. It is a transcript of the gene CDC37, whose product is annotated as Cdc37p. Gene Ontology annotation, cellular component: cytoplasm. The record is from RefSeq and is a predicted model, not a curated record. Gene Ontology annotation, molecular function: heat shock protein binding; protein-folding chaperone binding; protein kinase binding. Lineage: Eukaryota; Fungi; Ascomycota; Pichiomycetes; Serinales; Debaryomycetaceae. Gene Ontology annotation, biological process: protein stabilization; protein folding. The transcript has a single exon. The coding region runs from base 1 to 1557 and encodes 518 amino acids.